Paramecium tetraurelia is the source of this 1015-nucleotide messenger RNA. RefSeq lists its product as uncharacterized. Gene Ontology annotation, cellular component: endoplasmic reticulum; COPII-coated ER to Golgi transport vesicle. The record is from RefSeq and is a predicted model, not a curated record. Lineage: Eukaryota; Ciliophora; Oligohymenophorea; Peniculida; Parameciidae. The transcript has 3 exons.
AUGGGUUUGAGAUAAUUGGAUUUUUUUAGAAAAUUAAAUACUGAUAUUGGUGACACCUCAUCAGCCUUGGGAGGAUUCUUGACCACAAUAGCCUUUGCAUUGGUGACCAUUUUAACCAUGAAUGAAUGCAGAUUGUUCUUUAGCACAGAAUUAAACUAUUAAACUGUGAUUGACAAUGACACUGAAUAAUUUAUCAAAGUUCACUUAGACAUGAUUGUUGGGGCACCCUGUAUGGUGUUGUCAUUGGAUUAAUAAGAUGAGGUUGGAGUCCACGUAAUGGAUGUUUCUGGCACCUUGAAGAAGAUUUCACUUGAUAAAGAUAGACAUGUGUUGCCCUCAAUUGAUAGUAACGAAAGACCUAACUAUGAAGGAAGUGAAUAAGAAUUAUUAGAUGCAAUUGAGGCUAUCAAUCAAGGAGAAUAAUGCUAAUUGAAGGGAUUUUUCUAAGUAAACAAGGUCCCAGGCAACUUCCAUGUCAGUUAUCACGCCCAUCAUUAUUUAUUAUAGAGAAUCCAUCAAAGAGAUCUUUCAGUCUUUAGAAAAAUGAAAUUGGAUCACUCUAUCUAUGAAUUGAGAUUUGGAGAGAUCACCACCACCUCCAAAAUGAGGAAAUAUUCGAAAUCUCUCCAAAAAUUCUAAAACUCCUGGAAGUAAAUUGUUAAAUCAGCCCCUGAAGGAGAGAAAUAAGAUUAUGAGUAUUAUAUCGAUGCCUUGCCUGUGAGGUUUUAUGAUGAGAACGAAAGAAACUAUUAAACUCUCUAUAAAUAUUCUAUCAAUGAAGCUUAAAUGCCAAGAACUUUUACAGAAAUCGACUCAAUCUAUUUUAAAUACCAAAUCAGUCCAGUCAAUAUGGUCUAUUCUAUUUAAAAGAAGUCGGUCUAUCAUUUUAUUGUUCAACUACUGGCUAUUAUUGGUGGAGUCUUUGCAGUUAUAGGAAUCCUCAAUUCAAUUGUAUAAAAAGCAAUAUGAGUCUAUUUCAUAAAUAUUUACAAAUAAUUAAAUGUGUGAAAACAAA